Molecule: messenger RNA, 693 nt
Organism: Microthlaspi erraticum
Lineage: Eukaryota; Viridiplantae; Streptophyta; Magnoliopsida; Brassicales; Brassicaceae
Source: the annotation of a GenBank genome assembly
AUGGCACAGAACGACCAGAACGAGACAGUGAAGCUGAUAGGUACUUGGUCGAGCCCUUUUGCCCUUAGGGCUCGAGUGGCUCUACACUUGAAAUCUGUCAAGUACGAGUACUUGGACGAGCCUGAUGUUCUUAACGCCAAGAGCGAGCUUCUUAUCAAGUCCAAUCCCAUCCACAAGAAAGUCCCUGUCCUCAUCCAUGGCGACGUUUCCAUCUGUGAGUCCCUCAACAUCGUCCAGUACGUGGACGAAGCUUGGCCCUCCGUUCCUUCCAUCCUUCCUUCUCAUCCGUACGAUCGUGCCAAUGCUCGGUUCUGGGCUCAGUACGUCGACGAUAAGGUAUUUGCAUCGUUGGAUGCGGUGGGCGGAGCAAAAGACGACGAAGGGAGAAUGGCGGCGGCGGGAAAGCUGAUGGAGUGUUUGGCGACACUUGAAGAGGCUUUUCAGAAGAGCAGCAAAGGGUUAGGGUUCUUCGGAGGAGAAAACCUCGGCUUCCUCGACAUUGCUUGUGGGACCAUCCUGGGUCCAGUCUCUGUGAUCGAGGCGUUUUCCGGCGUCAAGUUUCUCCGGCAGGAAACAACACCUGGGUUGAUCCAAUGGGCCGAGAAGUUUAAGGCCCAUGAAGCUGUGAAGCCUUAUAUGCCUACCGCUGAAGAGUUCCUUGCAUUCGCAAAGAAGAAGUUUGGUGUUGAGUGA